AUGCAGCUUCUUAGUUCCUUCUCCGUCCUCCUGCUUCUGUGCGGCAUCGGCGCGGCUGACAGAAAGCAAAACGUCCUCCAAACCGUCCCCGCCAGCUCUCUCUCGCAGUGCACAGCAAUCUGUUUCAACAACUCGAAAUGUGCUGCUUAUGCAUUGUCGGGUGGCUACUGCCGUACCUAUUCGGCAUCGGUUUCUGCCAUCGCUGACGCUAAGCCUACAUCGCAAGCUCGCUUCUACGACAGAGCCUGCCAGAUAUGCGUUCUGAAGGCGGGUGACAAGAAUCAGAAUAUUCUCAAGACCUUCGCCGCGACAGCGGUUAAUCAAUGCACCACUCAAUGCCUGAGCAGCUCGCAAUGCAAGGCCUACGCAUUCGGCUACGGAUACUGCCGUCUAUACUCGGCACCAGUGGCCACCGUCGCAACACCGAACGAGUCGUCCCGUGCCGUCCUCUACGACAGGACUUGCCCUCGCCCAUCCGCGGUCACAACAACGACGAGCAAGACUAGCGCGACAACGGCUAUACCCAGAACGAUCAACGAGUUCGACAAGCUCGAUCAGGACGAGUGUCACGACCUCCAGAGCAAGCACCACUACACGGUCAAGUACAACAUCUGGUACCACUCAGCCUCUAUCUCCAAGCUUGACAACCUCCAAGCCGACCACAUCGUCUUCGGCAACAUCAGCAUCAACGACCUCCGUCGCAGCAAGCACCACUACAGGACCGCCAUGCCCGUCCAACACGCCAUUCACCAUCCGGCGGAGCGUCCAGGUUCCACCAAUGCUGGGCGGCGAGCUGUGUGCUCUGUCCUACAAGUGGCGGCCACGAAUUCACUGAAGUGCACGUUUCCCGAUGGUCGCUAUGGCGAUCCGGACCAGUUCUCCAAGUCACCUCAGGACUCAUUCCUGCACGUUGGGACUGGAUAUCUCAGCAACGCCAUGGGAGUGUUUGCUGCUAUUGAUGUUCUUGUUACCUUCCAGCCCGUCGCUGCUGUUGCUACUACUACCUCUAUUACUGUGAACACUCCCUCUUCGACCACUUCGGCUGCGUCAACAACCACCACUUCAGCCGCAGCGGCAGGAUGCGACGCUGGUGGCUUCAGACUGCAGGCCGCCGACGGUAAUUACCUUGCCAUAUACUGGUUAGACCCAUACGACCCCUUGAUCUCACCUGUGUCGAGCUACUCUGAUGCCACCAUAUACAAGCUGGAUGGCAGUCGCCUUAUUGAUGCAGACCAGAGGUCCUGGUCUAUCGAAGCUGGCCGUCCAGGAUAUGUAUAUGAGAUGACUCCAGCUGAGGCGCAGAACAGCAAUGGCUUGAUCGACAUGGCAUGUGCUCUCGAUGCCAACAAGGUUCUGAAUUGCCACGAUCGGACUGCGUCUGAACGCAACGUGCUACAAUUCUACUCAAACAAGCUCCUGAUCGACAGUCAACGAUAUUCAGACAGCACGGUCAUGACUUUCACUGCCACACCGUGCGACGGAGGCAGUGCUACAUUAUCCUCAACCACUGAUCCCACGAACAUAUCCGAAUGGAUGUCUCAGUCGACCAAGUCCGUCAAUGACCAAGGAAAGGCUGAAAGUGGGAGCGGAGACGCGUGA
Molecule: messenger RNA, 1599 nt
Organism: Zymoseptoria tritici IPO323
Lineage: Eukaryota; Fungi; Ascomycota; Dothideomycetes; Mycosphaerellales; Mycosphaerellaceae
Exons: 5
Coding region: 1-1599 (532 amino acids)
Source: RefSeq, a predicted model, not a curated record